Messenger RNA from Medioppia subpectinata, 360 nucleotides. The record is from the annotation of a GenBank genome assembly. NCBI's taxonomy places the organism in Eukaryota, Metazoa, Arthropoda, Arachnida, Sarcoptiformes, Oppiidae.
UUUGGCACCGCAUGGGAUAACGACCCAUAUGUUGUCGAUUUGUUGGUCACAAUAAUACUCUUCAAUCCCGAUCGACCAAACCUUAUACAUAAAGAGAUGGUUAAACUUCAGCAACAGUUAUACAUGUAUUUAUUGAAAAGAUAUUUCCAUAUGAAAUACGGGUCGAGUUGUGCGGCACAGGAAAGGUUUCUAAGGAUAAUUAACUCGUUGGAAGAGUUGAGCAAAUUUGUUACCAUUCAUAGAGAGGCCCAACGCAUGGAUUACAAGACACAGAUCGGCCCUUUGCUCCGGGAAGUACUCGAUUUGCCCGCACUCGACAACUGCCCAAACAAUAAUGAUUAUACGCUAACUGUGUUAUGA